Molecule: messenger RNA, 465 nt
Organism: Penicillium chermesinum
Lineage: Eukaryota; Fungi; Ascomycota; Eurotiomycetes; Eurotiales; Aspergillaceae
Product: TRAPP subunit BET5
Exons: 5
Coding region: 1-465 (154 amino acids)
Biological process (GO): endoplasmic reticulum to Golgi vesicle-mediated transport
Cellular component (GO): TRAPP complex
Source: RefSeq, a predicted model, not a curated record
AUGACCGUCUAUUCAUUCUACAUCUUCGACCGCCACGCGGAAUGCAUAUACAAGCGUCGGUGGCUCCCUCGCCCGGCCUCCCUCAAAUCUCCGGGCGGACCAGAGCUGGGCCAGACUAUGCGGACGGGAGACGAUGAUGCCAAGCUGGUCUUCGGAACGGUGUUCUCUCUGCGAAACAUGGUGCGGAAAUUGGGGGGUGAAGACGACAACUUCGUCUCCUAUACCACGAGCCAAUAUAAGCUCCACUACUACGAAACUCCAACCAACAUCAAAUUCGUGAUGUUAACCGACAUCAAAAGUCCCAGCAUGCGGAUCGCUCUCCAGCAAAUCUAUAUCAACCUUUUCGUGGAAUACGUGGUCAAGAAUCCUUUGUCACCGGUGGAACACCCUGGUGGGCUGGGAGUGAACAAUGAGCUGUUCGAGGAAUCGCUGGAACAGUUCGUGCAGACUCGGGUCUUGGCAUGA